Messenger RNA from Corythoichthys intestinalis (scribbled pipefish), 11294 nucleotides. RefSeq names its product zinc finger and BTB domain containing 16a (gene zbtb16a). Lineage: Eukaryota; Metazoa; Chordata; Actinopteri; Syngnathiformes; Syngnathidae. Gene Ontology annotation, biological process: regulation of DNA-templated transcription. The transcript has 7 exons. The record is from RefSeq and is a predicted model, not a curated record. The coding region runs from base 312 to 2288 and encodes 658 amino acids. Gene Ontology annotation, molecular function: protein binding; RNA polymerase II cis-regulatory region sequence-specific DNA binding; DNA-binding transcription factor activity, RNA polymerase II-specific.
GCACAUGAGACAGCCCCCUAGGUGUCUCACUUUCUCGCCGUUUGCGCUGCUUCGUCUGCAGCCUGACGUCAGCGCCGUGUUGAUUCGCUCCGGCGAGACAAGGGAAGGAGUUAGUGCGUGUUGAGAGAGAACCAGAGAGCGGGGCUUUACUAUGCUCCACAAGCCCGCUAUCCCCCUCUGUUAGCCCGCGUACUUUCCGGACGUGACUCACUAACUUCAGGUUUAAUCCGGUUUCCUGUAGUAGCUCAAUCCACUACGGUGCGGGGGAAGGCUAGCCUCAUGAGUUGGCCUCGCAGACUUCCAUCAACAUCAUGGAUUUAACAAAGAUGGGUAUGAUCCAGCUGCAGAACCCAAACCACCCCACAGCGCUCCUGCACAAGGCCAAUCAGAUGCGCCUGGCCGGGACACUGUGCGACGUGGUCAUCAUGGUGGACAGCCAGGAGUUUCACGCCCACCGGACUGUGUUAGCGUGCACCAGCAAAAUGUUUGAGAUCCUCUUCCACCGUAGCAGCCAGCAUUACACCCUGGACUUUCUCUCGCCAAAGACGUUCCAACAAAUUUUAGACUACGCUUACACUGCCACGCUCCAGGCCAAGGUAGAGGACUUGGACGACUUGCUGUACGCAGCAGAGAUCCUGGAGAUCGAGUAUUUGGAAGAGCAGUGCCUCAAAAUCUUGGAGACGAUCCAGUCGUCAGACGAAAACGACGCGGAGGUCGGCGUUAAUGAUGGCAGCACGGAAGAGGACGAUGAGCGCAAAGGCCAUAACGGAGUCAAAAGCUCCAAAAAGCAUUCCAUUGAGAGUCUUUAUCUGUCUGGUUCAGAGCAGCUCUCCUCUAUGUCCAGCAUGUUGGACCAGAGUCCCUCAGUCUCCACGUCAUUUGGCGUCUCAAACAUGAGCCCCACCAAAGCCGCUGUAGACAGCCUGAUGAGCAUUGGACAGACGUUGCUUCAGCAAGGCUUCGGGGGUGAACACGGCAACACCCACCACCUUAUGAGCGAGAUCAAGACGGAAAUGAUGCAGGUGGACAUGGGCGGCAAUGGCCACGAAAGCAUGGAGUCUGGAAGCUCCAGCAACGGCGAGCGAGGUGGUGAAGACCGGAAUCGUGACGGACCUGGCACGCCCACCAGGAGCAGUGUGAUCACCAGCGCCCGCGAGCUGCACUACGUCCGUGAUGACGGCAUGGGCGACCCUCAAGCUGAAGUCAGCCACAUGGGUCUGGAAGCCAUGGCCGGGAUGGCAGAGAAACAUCUGGCUUCCCUCUACUCCCUUCCGGUCAAUCACAAAGGCGACGCCAUCAUGUCGAUGCCUGUCUCCAUGGCCUCUGCCCUGCCCAUCUCGCCGGCCUUGGCCAUGUCGGUGGACUUCAGUGCCUAUGGCGGACUGCUGCCUCAAAGUUUCAUCCAGAGAGAGUUCUUCAGCAAGCUUGGCGAGCUGGCGGUUGGCAUGAAACCCGACAGCAGGAAUCAACACGAACGCUGCAACGUUUGCGGUGCGGAACUUCCGGAUAACGAAGCUGUGGAGCAGCACAGGAAGAUGCAUAGUGGAAUGAAGACCUAUGGCUGUGAGCUGUGCGGGAAGAGCUUCCUGGACAGCCUCCGUCUACGCAUGCAUCUGCUGUCUCAUUCAGCUGGAGAGAAGGCCAUCGUAUGCGACCAGUGCGGUGCUCAAUUCCAGACAGAAGAAUCCCUGGAGGCCCACCGGCAAAUCCACACCGGUUCAGACAUGGCCAUCUUCUGCCUGCUGUGCGGCAAGCGUUUCCAGACCCAGACAGCGUUGCAGCAGCACAUGGAGGUCCACGCUGGCGUGCGUAGCUACAUCUGCAGCGAAUGCAACCGGACCUUCCCGAGCCACACGGCACUCAAACGUCACUUGCGCUCGCAUACAGCUGGGGACCACCCGUACGAGUGCGAGUUCUGCGGGAGCUGCUUCCGCGACGAGAGCACGCUGAAGGGCCACAAGCGCAUCCACACGGGGGAGAAGCCCUACGAAUGUAACGGCUGUGGCAAGAAGUUCAGCCUCAAGCACCAGCUGGAGACCCACUACCGAGUGCACACAGGUGAGAAGCCGUUCGAAUGCAAACUGUGCCACCAGCGAUCCAGGGACUACUCGGCCAUGAUCAAGCACCUGCGCACCCACAAUGGUGCCUCGCCCUACCAAUGCACCAUCUGCCUGGAGUACUGCCCCAGCCUGUCGGCAAUGCAGAAGCACAUGAAGGGCCACAAGCCCGAAGACAUCCCUCCUGACUGGCGUAUCGAGAAGACCUACUUGUACCUCUGCUACGUCUGAGCACACGGGAGGUAUUGGGGGAAAGGGGCGGGUGUAAGGAGAAUGUAGUUAAGGCGUUAGGUGAAGAUACGGCGGACGGUCGGGGGCACCCAAGCGUAGCGUCGAAAGACUGAAAAAAAACGUCGUUCGUUCUCUUCUUUUCUUGCAAAAGAGACUACAAAAGAAGGGACCUCGCCGCGUCUCUGCCGUUUGUUCGGAAUCAUCGGGUCAUUCCCGCACACGCGUAUUGUGUUACUGUGUAGUUGUUGUUUUGUUUUUUAUUUCAGGUUGCCUCGUGGCGCAAAAACACGAGCUGCAGGGAAAGUGUUGCUGCUACAGCGUUGACAGAUUCUCAAGGGCUAUCAAAAAAAAAAAUAUGACACUCUUAAUUUAGUAGAAUCUCUGGGCCCGGGAUUCUCAUUUCUUUUCAUGUCUUCGUCAAUUCUUUUGUUGUUGUUUAAAAAAAAAAAAAUGAUCGCACGAAGAAUGUGAUGUACGUCUUUGGAAAGAAAACUAAACACUUUGUGUUUGCGGUAGUUGCCGUUGCAACUAAUAUGAGUGUAGGGAUCGGUACCAAAUUGUGUACUUGAUUUUUACCUCAGUUGUUUUUUCGAGAAGAAUUGGAGGGAAAUGUAGCAAACUCCCAUUGAGUCAGUGGCUGCCAUUGAUGGCAAUAGACAUCUAAUCCAUUUGAACUGGGAGGUGUGGCAGCGAAUGAACGAAUGUUCACCCUCCCAGUUUAAAUGGAUGGACGUCUACUAGCUAUAAACGCAUUUGUUGAUUCAUUGGCUGCUAGCCCUUCCAGUUUAAAUGUGAUUGGACGAAGUGUUUUGUUUUGAUUUUUGCGAUAUUCAUAGAUAGCCCCUGAGAAUCGUCGGCCGAGCCGGUCGGAAUAUGCAGUAGAUGUCGAAAACGGGAGCUCUAAAAACAAAUGGUGACCCCCGAAUGGGGAUUUAAGUGGAUGGGGCGGGGCUACAGUGCUGCUUUUAGGUCGGUGUCCUCUCAUUGGUCUUCCUGGUCCUCGGUAUCAAAGGCUGAUAUUUUGCUACAUUUUGUUAAGCUCCGCAUCGUCAUUGUAUCACCGCAUCUACGAUAACAGUCUCUGUUUGAUUGAGUUAUAUCAUCACAUUAAUCACAGCAAUACAUUCGCGUAUACUCUCAGCGAUCUCACACUAACCACAAAAAGAGAGACUCGGGGAAGAUGGCUGCUCUGGAAGGAGUGAAUGUCGGAAUGGAAAGGGGGAGGGGGACACCGGUGAGGGGUAGACGCCGACCGGCCGGCGCCCUCUCAACACGUGAAUGUGAAACGACUUGCACGCCGAGGUCGGGGGAUUUCGGACCCGGAAAAGCCGACCGACCGGCCACGAACGAACAUCACUGUCAUGAAAGAGGAAGCGGAAAUCACCAAUUGGACUGCUUUGUUGAUUGACAGAUGAGCAGGACCAAUAGGGCGAUGGAUAUUUUGACUCUUCCUGUGGUUUCAUCUUUUCGUUUUCACUUCAUACUUGAAUUACCUCAUUUUAUGACCUCAUGUUUUUUUUGUUGGUUUGUUUUUUUCCCCACGUUGGAUGCUUUGCACAGCGUGAUGAAGCCGUGCGUAUGCUCGUUCGUGUGUGUGUUUGCGCGAAGACACACUUUUCAAAAGUGCCACGGCUGCCAUGAGAUUUAGGAUGACUGUGCGUGUUACCAAACUUGGUAUUAUUAUUGUUAUUAACCGCACUUGUUAAAGAGUCGGCAAGUUAGGUCUUUUUCAUUUGGUUUUGCGUGUGUGCGUGUUGUGUGUUAUAAAAGCUACCUCUCUUAGUUUGUUUUUUGCAAAAGCACAUUUUUUUGGGUUGUUUUAUGAAUUUUUCAUCAUUGCUACUUCAUCUCACGCUUGUUUUUUUGUUUUCAUUUGUUUUGAUCCUUGGGUUUGAGAUACCGUAUUUCCUCAAAUAGUAGCCCUUUGUCCAAUAAACAUUGGUGGAAUUUGAGCUCCAGCUUCCUUCCAUAAGAGAAAAAAUAUGAGUAAAUGUUAUCAGUUCUGGUACUCUGUUUCUACCCAAAACAGCAGCAUGUACUGAAGCCGAGACUUGCUUAGACAUGUUUAUUUUUUGCUUAUUCAUGCUUUUGAACCGAUCCUUUCAUAUGCUUUUUUGUUCGUAUCACCAAUUUCUUUAACUCAUUUUUUACUCAAUCCCCCACAAACUCGCAAUUGAAAGUUUUUUUUUGUUUUUUUUUUUUUUAACCUUAAACCCAAUCGCCUGACUCUUUUUGUACCUAAAUUCACUUUAUUUGCAUUUUUUUCCUAUUAACCAAUUUCUUUUCUUCAUUUUCACCCAAUCCUCCACAAAUUUGCGUUUUCAAUUUAUUUGACCUUUUUGACGUUUUCUUUUUUGUUUUUUGUAUUUACACUUUUAACCCAACUCAAACCCAUUUUUUGUGGGGGCAGGGAAUUUUUUUGUACCUCAUAUUCAUUAAUAUGCUUUUUUUUCGUCUCUCUCUCUUAACCAGUUUCCUGUAUUCACACUUUUAACCAAUCUCCUACAAUUUCGCUGUUUAGGUUUAACUUUUUUUUUUUGUACUUUUAACCCAAUCCAAACCUCUGCGUUUUUUCGUACCUCAUCUCCAUUUAUUUGCAUUUUUUUUCUGUUAACCAAUUUUUUUAUAAUUCUUUUUUUUUUUUUUUUUACCCAGUCCCCCACACAUUUGCGUUUUAAAUUCACUUGACCUGUUUGACGUGUUUUGUUAUUUGGGUUUUUUUGUUUGUAUGUUUAGUUGUUUGGUUGUUGUUGGGUUUUUUUUGUAUUUGCACUUGUAACCCAAUUCAAACCCGUGCAUUUUUUCCUCUCAACCAGUUUUAUUAUUUUUUCACCCUGUCCCCCACAAAUUUGCGGUUUAAAUUCACCUGACCUGUUUAACAUGUUUUGUUAUUUGUUUUGUUUUGUUUUUUGUUUUCGUUUUUGCUUUUUUUUUUUUUUUUUUUUAUAUAUAUAUUUACUAUUUUUAACCCAAUCUAAACCAAUUUUUUUGGUUGGGAUUUUUUUGUCUACCUAAUCCCAUCAUUUAUUUAUAUCAUUUAUUUGCAUUUUUUUCUCAUAAACAGUUUCUUUUAUUUUUUUUACCCAGUCCCACACAAAUUUGCAGUUUAAAUUCACCUGACCUGUUUGACAUGUUUUGUUUUUUGUUUUGUUUUGUUUUUGUUGUUGUUUUGUUGCUUUUUUGUUUUUGUUUUUUUUUUCUUUUUGUAUGUUUUUUUGUUUAAUUUACACUUUUAACCCCUUCCAAACCCGAUUUUUUUGGUUCGGAUUUUUUUGUUGUUGUUGUUGUUGUACCUAAUUUCAUCAUUUAUUAAUAUCAUUUAUUUGCAUUUUUUUCUUUAAGCCAGUUUCUUUUAUUAUUUUUUUACCCAGCCCCCCACACAUUUGUGGUUUAAAUUCACCUGACAGGUUUGACAUUUAUUUGUUUUUUUUUUUUUUUUUUGUUUUUUUUUUUGUAUUUACACUUUUAACUCAAUCCAAACCCUUUUUUUUUUUUGACCUAAUCCCUGUUUAGCUGCACGUAAUUACCAAAUCCAGCAUUUUUUCCAUGUUUUCAAUUCACCGCUUAGUUCCUUUUUCCCCUUUCAUGUCCUUGCAAUAUUAACUCAUUGGUUGCCAUUGAUGUCCAAUGAAUUUUAACUGGGAGGGGACUGAAUAUGAAUGCUCAUUUUUUGGUGCCAUUGACAGCGCUAGACAAUGGAUUGUACGACUAGCGCUGUCAAUGAGUUAACAUUUUGUGUUAACUUUUGCAUACUAUAUGAGGAAAUACGGUGCUUCCAAAGCAAAAAUUUAUGUCAAACAGUAAAAAAUAACUGCAGUAGAGGUCGAUAGGAUGUGAAAAGUAGUCAGAAGGAAGGUACAUUUUUUGGGGGGGAAAAAAAAAAAAAAAAAGCAAUUUUGAAGCCUUAAGUGAUACUCAAAGGAGGAAGAUAAGGGGGAAGCACUAUUGCUUUAUGGGUAGAAAAAACGUCGACACUUGAACAUAUGUGAAUAGACUUGUAGUUUUGUAAUGUGAACUGUGGAUCAAAAGGUGCUGGAGGUCUUUCGGGGAUUUUUUUGCAGCGUGCGAUGGACAAUUGGACGUUUACUAAUCAAGAAAAAAAAAAGAAUUCUUGAACGAGGGCCAACCGAGGCAGUUUGAUAUCAAAAAAAACAAAAAACAAAUUGUGAUAUUUUUGUAUCGCGUGUCAGUCCUGUUUAUUUUUUCCCCCAUUUGUGGAGAGUUCAAGCAGGGCACAGAAAUUUGUCUUUUUUGUUUUGUUUUUGUUGCUUUUGUUUUGUCUCCUCUGGGUGUAAUUUUUUUUUGCCUUGCUCCUCUUUGAUAUCGUGUGAACAUAUUGUAAUAAUGAUAAUAUUAAGUGUUGCUUUCUGGAUGUCAAUUGCAUUGUAGGUGAAGGACUAAAAAUCUUACCGCCAACUUUUUUGUACGCGACAACAACAACAAAAAAAAGAGUACUUGUCACUCACCAUCCUGUCAAUCAAACUUGAUUGUGGGCGUGUUAUUAUUUUUAUGUUUUUGUACUUGAAAAGAGGAAAAAAAAAAAAAAGAAGGGAUGGCACGUCCCGUAACACUGUGAGCCGAGGGGUGCGGGGAUAUGAAUUUUCCAAAAUACCACCCAAAAAUAACAACAGCAAAACAGCCCGACAAUGCAACACUUUCCGUCAAGUCGAUAAGUCACGUGAUCCCGUCACCCUCUGAAUGUUUUCUACUUUUUCCGUGCGCGUGACUGACUGUUUAGCGUGUGUGUGCGUGCUCGUGGAAAAAUGCACUAAAACAGAAAAAUUAUAUUCUAUGCCAGUUUUUUUUUUUUCUUUCUACGUUGGAAAAAAAAAAAAAGAUAUAACUCUACAGUAUAGGACACAUUGGCAUCUGUAUAGCUCUUGCCUCAUUUUUCCUCUUGAUUUUUUUUUUUUUCUGUACUCUUUGUGUGCCUAAAAAUGGAAAUUGUUUGGGGUGAAAAAAAAAAACAAAAAAAAAACGCUCCGUUUCUGUAUUUUCCGAUAAAUUUUUGCAAAAAAUAAUAAAGAUAACAAUUGUUUGCCAGCGACCCUGGGAUGUCAUGACACUCAAUUAGAGGGCUCUUAUGCAAUUGAUUUGAUAGUUUCUAGUUUUUGGGAGGAUUUUUGGGGCAGCAGCAGGUUUGCUGAGACUUGUAGGAAAUCCAGUAAAAAUUGCAAAAUUUAUAUUAUUUUUUUGUUUGUUUGUUUGUUUGUUUUAACUCUUCCAGAACAAUAGAUGAAUAGUACUGUAAUUUUCGGACUAUAAGCCGCUACUUUUUUCAUUAAUUUUAAAUCCUGCGGCUUAUUUGUUGAUUUAUUUGGGUUAAUAGGUAGCACUUUAUUUAAGGGUGGCGUCAUGUGUUCGUCAUAAUUAUGACGUGACACUAUCAUGGGCAUUACUGAAUGCUUAUGACGGAUAUCAUUAAGAGUCAUCUAGCAAAUUAUGUCACUAACUCCAUUUAGGUCCAGCUCGGAUCUUUUACAUUCAUUCAACAGUGAGAUAAUUUGCCGGAUAACACUAAAUGACAUUUGUUAUAAGCAUUCUUUCAUGCUCAUUAAAGUGUCUUGUUAUGUUUAUGAUUGUCUAAUGAUAGUGUUAUGGCGCCACUGUCAAAUAAAGUGUUACCAAAUACCAUAACUAGCAAUUAAUGAAACAACUAGAACAGUAACUGAAGAAAUAAUUGGCAUAGAAAAUAAAUUUUGUUGAUCAUUUACAUCUGUAGCGCUGCAAUGCAUGCUAGGAUGCAUGUUGGACAACAACAGUGUUGACAGCAUAGGCAGCAGAGGUUGAGUGUCUCGCUCAAGGGAGCAGUGAUGGCCAAAUGAAGCUUCUUGAAGCUUUGCAGUCAAUUGGUUCAAAGCUUCAUGGUGGUUCAUUUGGUCUUAUGACAGUCUGACGAUGCCGCUGUUAAAUAAAGUGUUACCGGUUAAUAUAUUUUGUUGUAAAUAUACCAUAAUACAUUGAGGACAGCUGCGGCUUAUCAAUGAAGAAAUGUCGUUUUCGUUUCAAAUUUGGUGGGUAGCGGCUUAUAGUCAGGUGCUCCUUAUAGUGCAGAAAUUAUGGUAUGUUUAGAAUGUAUUAUUGCUGUUGACACCGUUCAAUGUCCAAUCCAUUUUGACUGGGAGAUGCCGAAUGAAUCCCCCAGUCAAAAUGGAUUGGCCAUCGAGUGCAGUCAAUGGUAGCAAAUGAGUUCACUGAGUGUCGAAUAAAGCAGUGGUCCUCAACCUUUUUUGCACCAUGGACCGCUGUAAUGUGGGCCGUUUUUUUAAAGACCGGCAAAACAAUACAGUUAAUAUAAAAUAACGUUCGUUUUUGUUAAGUGCUGGGAAAACGUAACUCACCAGACACUGAAUCAACCUUUUUUUUUUUUUUACUAGCGGCCUCUCUUAAGACUUGACGGCAAAUAGCCUUGGUCACAGGCAUAAUCAAUUCUUCUCCAAUCGUGAAAGGUUUCUUGGCUUUAGCCUUAUGGUUCGCCACGAGAUAUGCUGUCAGUGCAUUCGUUUUUGUUGAUUGGUGGCCCUCACUAAUUGUUUCCUUGGUGUUCGCGCGUUAUUGUUUCCAAAAUUCCAAAGGCGUAUCCAUUAUUCGAGGGUGCUUAGUCUCGAUGUGCCGAAGCAGCUUUGAAGGCUUCAUUGUAGGGCUGCAGCUAUCGAUUAUUUUAGUAGUCGAUUAAUCGAUGAACUAGUUAGUUCGAACAAUCGAGUAAUCAGGUGAGGAACACGAAAAAUUUAAAAUACCUGAGCUGAGCCUCAAACGAUAUAAAAAAAAAUAAAUAAAUAAGGAUCUAUGUCAAUAAAAGAACAAUCGGCUAAAUUACAUAGAAAAAGCCUGCUAGCUUAAAUGCUAUAAAACGCUAACUUUUAUUUUUAUUUUUUCUACAACACCCUUAACAAAUGGUUCAGACGCAUAUUCCCACAAAAACGGCUAAAUAUACCUAUACUUAUAACUAAAUUACGAAUGCAUUUUAAAAAAACAACAUUAGCGGAAAUGAAAAAUUGGCUUAUGUUGGUCUUAACAUGGAGCAGCCGGAUUCAGCCAUGUGAAAUGAGGCAGACUAGAGGGCAGUGUAUCCACCCAAACGAAUAAAACUGAAUGCAAACACUUACAAAAUAAACCAUUAUAACGCCACUUUAAUUAAACAAAUACUCAAAGCAGCAAAAUUUAAUUCGAAUCUUUUUUUCUAAUGGAAUACUCGAGUUCGAUUAAUCAUUGCAGUACUACUUCACUGCGUCGUUUGCCAAUUUUUGGCCACAGAGUGAACUUGGCGUAGUCUUCUCUUGUGGCUCGUCAGGUGUCCUUUUCACCGUAAAAAGCUGUCCAAAGAGAUCGUUUUUUCAGUCAUCUUCGCUAGCCUGUGGGCUUAUUAUUCCCGAGAACAAAUCUAAUGCGCCUAAGUCAUACGUCAUUAUCGAGCACAAGCGCACAUAGAUAUUAUUAUUAUAUGUAUUUUUAAAAAAUGGAUGAUAGCGCCAGUUGAUUUUUAUGACGACAUCCUAGCCAGUUUUAUUAUAAUCGCUAAAUUGUGAAUAUCUCUAUAUUGUGAUUUUCUUUCCUUUUGGGUGAGUGUCCGAGCAAAACGACUGGAAAUACUCCGUCUGCUAUUGCUGAGGUGUGCCACCAGCAGCAGGCAGCUAACGUUACUCUUUACAUUGACUGACGCUGGGCUGCUACUGAGGUGUGUAAACACCCCAGUAAUGGUGGCCACCAAUAGAGGGUGGUGUCCACAAUUCUCUACUCUCGCUAGGCAGGCAGAUUGGUGUGUCAUUGGUGUGUAGCAUAUGCGCCACGGACCGGUACCGGUUCCCGGCCCGGUGAUUGGGGACCACUGCUAUAAAGGGUUUAACAGCAAUGAACUCGACUCACUUCAAAGUAGUUCGGCAAAUUGCAAAUAUUUCAAGGCGCCACCGCACUUCAAGGGUUUUGUAAAAAAUAAUUUUCCGUUUCUUUUCGAUGGGGAUAAAAGGGGGCACUCAUGGCAUCCCCGGAGCCAGCCAGCACUCGUCUGUGUGCGUGUUUUCGGUGUAAUGUUUCUUAUCGCCAUUUCAUGCCCUCGUGCCAUCAAGGUCUAAAUGUAUGUUUAAAAGAAAAUUGAAGAAAAUGUAAUGUAAAAAAAAAAAUACAACAAGAAAGCAUCAAGUUAUUUUUUUAUCUUAGCACUGAGGACCAACAAUUUUGCCCUGUUUGGACCAAGAGUAACAAAGCUUUUUUUUUUUUUUUUUGUUUUUUUUGUUUUUUUUUUGUGUUAACAUUGUUUUUAUUAUUUUUUUUAUUUGUGAUACUUGUCUGUUCCAUUUUGGGCGGCAGCGCAAGCGUCAGUCAAGAAGUCGCUCUGUAUUAAGAAAAUUCAAGAUAAUAGUGUUUUUUUUCCUAUUAUGAUGAUGAUGAUGAUGAUUUGAAUUGUUAUAGUUUUUGUCUACCUCAGCACCUAAUCUUAGCCUAAUCUUAGAAGGUGCCCAAUUAUUAUUUUGAAAUUGUUUUUCUUUUGUGUUCUCUUACCUCGUAUUUUUUUUUUUUUUUUUUGUUCCUAUUGUUGAAAUUUGCAUUAGAGCUUUGCAAAAAAUUAAUAAAAUAAAAAGGUCCUUUGUCUUUUCCAGCAACAAUGUGCGAUUUUUUUUUUUCUCAUCUCCCCGCCGUGGCGUUAUUUUCUCAUAUCUCUCGCCACAGUCUGUUUAUAUAGAGGUUUUUUUAUUAUUAUUAUUUUGCUAAUUUUCUGGUUUAUUUUCAUGUAGAAUCAGACACAUCUGUUUGUAACAUUACAGUGUUCUCUUAAGGAGUGUGAAAAAAAAAUGAAAUAAAAAAAAUAAUAAUGUUGCGGGUCCUUCCAUGUUGUCACUAAAGUCGUUAAUGUUGUGCCUUUUGAUCGUGGAAAAAAUAGUAAAGGAUUUUUUUUUUCCUUUUUUUUUUUUUACAUUCUACUAACAGUAUAUUGUCUUUUUGUAGUGGAUUGAUUUUGUUUUGUUUUUAUUUAUGGGUCUCAUUAUAAAAAUCAAUUGUACACCGGAA